Messenger RNA from Rhagoletis pomonella (apple maggot), 1399 nucleotides. It is a transcript of the gene ABCD, whose product is annotated as ATP-binding cassette sub-family D member. The record is from RefSeq and is a predicted model, not a curated record. Gene Ontology annotation, molecular function: ATP hydrolysis activity; ATP binding; long-chain fatty acid transmembrane transporter activity. Gene Ontology annotation, biological process: fatty acid beta-oxidation; long-chain fatty acid import into peroxisome; peroxisome organization. Gene Ontology annotation, cellular component: peroxisomal membrane. NCBI's taxonomy places the organism in Eukaryota, Metazoa, Arthropoda, Insecta, Diptera, Tephritidae.
GUAGAACUGCAACAACUGCGGCAAGCUUACAACCGUCUUAUUAAUCAAAUGAACAACAUAUUCACCCAGAAGCUCUGGUUCGUUAUGCUUGAACAAUUUUUUAUGAAAUAUGUGUGGUCUGGGACGGGUAUGGUUAUGGUUUCUUUGCCAAUUUUAACAUCAGGUGGAACUAUACCAGCAAUCGACACGAAUAACUCAAGCGUAAAAGAAGUUUUGGAUUCAAAUGUCAGUGAGCGUACUCAAUAUCUUACUACAGCACGGAAUUUACUUAUUUCCGCUGCUGAUGCCAUUGAGCGGCUGAUGUCAUCGUAUAAAGAAAUUGUUGCACUGGCUGGAUAUACUUAUCGUGUUGCUGGAAUGAUGGAUGUUUUUGAAGAGACCGCGCAAGGUAUUUAUUAUAAAAACACCGUCGUCGAAAACAAUGAAAUGAGCGGUAUCAUUGAGUUCAAGGAUGGGAAGCCGAUUGCCAAGGGUCGUAUCAUAUACACCGAUACCCCAAAUGAUAUGACAAUUACAUUGCGUGCUGUACCUGUGGUAACACCCAAUUGUGAUAUCGUCGUACCAAGUCUAACUCUGUGCAUUGAGCAAGGCAUGCAUCUGCUAAUUACUGGACCCAAUGGCUGUGGUAAAUCAAGCCUAUUCCGUAUUUUGAGCGGGCUUUGGCCUAUUUAUUCUGGUGAACUGCAUAUACCACGUCCUGUUGAAGAUAAACCUUGCAUGUUUUAUAUCCCACAACGUCCAUACAUGUCAACAGGCAGUCUUUGUGAUCAGAUUAUUUAUCCCGAUAGUCGUGAAGAUAUGAUACGAAAAGGUGUUACAGAGAAUGAGCUGCGAGUCAUUUUGAAGAUGGUAUGUUUGGAACAUAUAGCCCAACGUGAUAGCUUUCAUGUUGUCCGUGAUUGGAAAGAUAUACUAUCCGGUGGAGAAAAACAGCGCAUGGCCAUAGCACGUCUUUUUUAUCACAGGUAAAUAUACCAAUGUUUUAAGUGUCGCACUUUUUUUUUAUAUUUUAAGGCGGUUUAAAUGAUAAACUAGCAGCUCAUUAUAUAUUUUCUUUUUGUUUAAAACAUUAUGAAGUAGCUAUAAACGCCGUAAAAACGUUUCCAACUUUAAUAUUGCAUGAAAAAAAUAUGACUUGAAAGCAUUAUGACGUUGGAAAUAUCUUAUAAAUCCACUAAAUAUCAUUACAUUAAAUUUGUCUUUUCCUCGCCCGGGGGUGUCCUAAACUGGCCAUUUUGUGUUUCUUUUGUCAGUUCUGGGACUGUUGGCGGACACCUUGCAAGAGUACUUUGUGUUUCAAAUUUGCCCGAGAUCGCCCGGACUAUUUUUCCGAGCGAGUUUCUGGAAACUGUUAAACUGCCAGAAGAAACAGAGUAAUGAAGAGCAAACAGCUUUUAAC